CUAGCAGUGGGCUUGGACUGUUACACAUUUGAAAUAAGUGAACGGUAAUAAGAAAUCAACUGGAAAGAGGGCUCGAGUCUUAUAAAAGGUUCCUCGAGUGGAGACAAUGAUAAAAGAAAGAUGGAGGAGGAACGCCUAGUUAAGCCUUAAAACGAAUGAUGUCCCAAACUUUCCUCCUUUCUGACUGCACCUCCCGGUAAUCGUAGAGAAACUUUGAUAGCUUUAAAUAAUCUAGUUAUCGACAUCGUGAAGGAGAUUGUUGUGAGGGCGAGAAGCAAGUCUAUCAUGAAAUCGAGACGAAACUUUCGCUAGAUAUAAUAAAUUUUGCAGCCCCAGAUGGAGAAUGGUGAGAUUUCAUAGUGAAAGAGUAUAUUGAUUCAUUUGUUUUGUAUUGUGUAGGUCAUUGCAGAGAGCUUAUCUGAAGAAGAAAUUGCUGGACUCAAGGAAAUGUUCAAGAUGAUAGAUACUGACAACAGCGGCCAAAUCACAUUUGAAGAACUCAAAGCUGGAUUGAAAAAGUUUGGAGCUAAUCUUAAGGAGUCCGAAAUUUACGACCUAAUGCAAGCAGCGGAUAUAGACAACAACGGAACCAUCGACUACGGGGAGUUCGUAGCUGCCACAUUGCAUCUAAACAAAAUCGAGAAGGAAGAUCAUCUUCUAGCAGCGUUUUCAUAUUUCGACAAAGAUGGAAGCGGGUUCAUUACCCACGACGAGCUUCAACAAGCAUGUAAAGAGUUCGGGAUAGAGGAUCUUCAAAUGGAAGAAAUGAUGCGCGAGGUCGAUCAAAACAAUGACGGAAGCAUCGACUAUAACGAGUUCGUGGCGAUGAUGCAAAAAGGAAAUGUAGUGAAUACUGGCAAGAAAGGGCUACAAAGUAGCUUCAGCAUUGGCUUUAGGGAGGCUCUAAAACUCUAGUGUAUUAUGUAAAGGUAACAUUCAAGUUAGUUUCUUUAUUGUUCUUGCCUGCAAGUUAUUGCAGAGCAAGGAGCACGGCCGCUCGCCUGCUCGGGUUCGAUACCACGUCAUUCAUUUCGACCUCUUCGUUUUCCCCUCGUUCUCAACGAGUAUUCUUCACCCGAAUCAAACACAACACGUAAAAUACUAUGCAGAGGACAAGCCAUAUAUUUUUUUUCCUUUUUUUUCCCUUCCACUGUUUUGUAUGACUUCUGAUGAGAAAUGGGUUUGAAGCUUUUGGUCAUAUUUGCCUUGA
Molecule: messenger RNA, 1210 nt
Organism: Cucurbita pepo subsp. pepo (vegetable marrow)
Lineage: Eukaryota; Viridiplantae; Streptophyta; Magnoliopsida; Cucurbitales; Cucurbitaceae
Source: RefSeq, a predicted model, not a curated record